AUGCAUAGAAAUCCGAGUUUCAGUGGAUAUACAAAUAAGGUCAUUGAUCGACAUAAAUGGUGGCAGCAACAUCGAUUGAAGAUCAUCAUCAUAUCGUUGGUUACUUUGAUUAUUUUUGUAAUUAUUCUUUCUCUUCUGUUAAAAUUUGUCAUUCUUGCUCCAAAAAAGUCACAAACUAUUGCAUCAACGACAACUUUGACCACAACUCAACAACCACAACCUAUUUGCCAAUUACCAUUCGGUCCAGUUGAUAGAAUAUUAGCUGAUCAUAGACCAGAAUAUGUCAUAUCAAGAGAUCUUAACAGUGAUAAUAAACCAGAUCUCGUGGUAACUAAUCCGGGCGACAAUAGUAUCACUGUAUUUCUUGGAAAUGGAAAUGGAGCGUUUAGGGAUCAGACGACGUAUGAAGUUGGCUCCAGUCCAUCGUUUAUUGCUGUAGGUGAUUUUGAUAAUGAUAAUAGAUUAGAUCUAGCAGUGACCAAUUAUGCUGACAAUAGUAUUAGUAUCCUUUUUGGUAAAAGAGAUGAAACAUUUCAGAAUAAAAUCACUUAUACAGUUGCUGGUUCCCCGCAGUUUAUUAUUGUAAAUGACUUUAACAAUGACGAAAAAUUGGAUCUAGCAGUAAUUAGUUUCAAUAACGAAAGCAUAAGUAUUUUGAUUAAUGAUGGAAAUGGAACAUUUCAGAGUCAGAUAAUUACUACACUUAAUUUCGGUUCGAAGACUUUUGCCGCAGGCGACUUCAAUAAUGACAAAAAACUGGAUCUAGUAGUGGCGAAUCAUGACGGUGGAGAAAUUGGAAUUUUGAUUGGUAAUGGAAACGGAACAUUUCAAAAUCCAAUAAUAUAUUUAGUUGGUAUUAAGCCAAUAUAUAUUGUAGUAGAUCAUUUUGAUCAUGAUAACAUAUUAGAUAUAGUAGUAACCAAUAGUGAUGGUAAUAGUAUCAGUUUAUUGAUUGGUAAU
Molecule: messenger RNA, 960 nt
Organism: Adineta ricciae
Lineage: Eukaryota; Metazoa; Rotifera; Eurotatoria; Adinetida; Adinetidae
Source: the annotation of a GenBank genome assembly